Arabidopsis lyrata subsp. lyrata is the source of this 1688-nucleotide messenger RNA. Its product is annotated as putative cysteine-rich receptor-like protein kinase 34. Lineage: Eukaryota; Viridiplantae; Streptophyta; Magnoliopsida; Brassicales; Brassicaceae. The transcript has a single exon. The record is from RefSeq and is a predicted model, not a curated record.
AAAAAAAAAAAAAAACAUGGUCAGAAAAAAGUUGUAAAUUGCAAAUUCAAUAACUUGUGCACCGAAUGGAAAUUGCAAAUUCUGACUAGUAUCAAUGUGGUUUGAUUCAAAAAUGUGUUAUCAGGUUGGGUUUUGUUAGUUGUGUGGUCUAAGUUUGUUUGUUGACUUCCAUUGCAGCUAUUGACUCCACUAACGAUUCAAAGUUUAUGAGUCAACUUAAUUUUUCAAAGCCAUUUGCAUAAUUUUCCUUAGACCAUCUCUUUCAAUUAAGAAUGUAUGGCAAAUUCAUUGAACCUGUCAAAUUUGCCAAGAGAACCUACACGGUAUUUGAUGGGGAAAACGCCUUUUCAACCUCAACUAUUUGCCGUCGUGUUGAAAUCGGCUCAUUUGCAUUAGUUCAGGUUUCGAUUUUGAAUUAUUUUUGAGUUUAGGUUGAAAUCGACUGGGGAUCAUAGUUUGGGUUGGAAAAACCCGUCAGCAAAUAGUUGAGGUUGAAAAAUGCUAUUUUCCCGUAUUUGAUGCCCAAACAAUAACUUCUUGAUUCUAAUAUCUAAACACAUUUUCUGAUCUUGAGAGAAUGAAACUCAAGACUUUAUUUUUACCAAUCUUCUUGUUUUUCCUCAUAACCUUAGAUUCUGUUUCUGCACAAACUUGCUUUAAUGGAUACUUUAAACCCAAUGGUACUUACGACUUAAACCGUCGUCGGAUCCUAUCUUCUCUUGCUUCUAAUGUCUAAGCUAACAACGGCUUCUACAGCUCCUCCAUCGGCCAAAAUCCAGACCAAAUGUUCAUCAUUGGCAUGUGUAUCCCUGGAACUAAACCAGAGAGAUGUUCAGAUUGCAUCAAAGGCUCAUCAGACGGCUUGUUACGAAGCUGUCCUAACCAAACAGUUGGUUAUGUAUGGCCAGAUUGUUGUAUGGUACGUUAUUCCAACAUUUCCUUCUCUGGAUCAUUCAUUAUGGAACCGUCUCAACCUAUGUCCGAUCCCGCACCUAUCGGUGUUGAUUUGAAAUUGUUUGAUAGAAUCUGGGACGACUUAAUGUCCCGUACGAUAGCUGCAGCUUCGAGGACUCAUGGAUCAUCAUCAUUUGGGCAUAAAUACUAUACAGCUGAGGUUGCUUCAUUGACAGCUUUCCAAACUAUAUAUGCAAUGGUGCAAUGUACACCGGAUGUUUCUUCAGGGGACUGUGAGUUUUGUCUGAACAAAACUGUUGUUGAUUAUAAGAAAUGUUGUCGCGGUCACAUUGGCGGUGCUUUUGUAAGACCAUUUUGCUUUAUCCGGUGGGAUUUGUAUCCUUUUGCUGGAGCUUUUGAACAUCGUACAUUGCCAUCGCCUCCACCACCGCUUUCUUUGACUCCUCCGGUAAGCAAUUGAUGGGCUGCGACAAUCACACGAGUCAAGAUACCAUAUUAAACCUUUUACAAAAUAAUUGUGCUUAAAUCUUUUACGAAUCUUCGAUUUGGCUUCUGCAACUCGCCGAUUAGCUUCGCCAAUCAUGCUCGAUGCUGAUACUUGUGGAGAUGAUGAGAUUGGUGAAUAAACCCCUCCGAUUUGUCACCGUUUGCCUCCGAUUUCAUAUUCGGCGACUAACAAAAAUGAACAAAACGAAGUAUCGAAAAAGAGAGAGAGAAAGACGUGAAAUUAUUUUUUUCCGUUUCAUAUACAAUAUGUAUUCGACCAACCAGAA